AUGCAGUUUUUGAAUGAUAAGCUUAUUCGUCCGAGAAAGACGCAGAGCACAGAAAAUGAGUAUGGUUAUGCCGGUGAAACUCAGGAUGACGAAUUGAACGCAUCAACAGAACGACAAGUAAACGAGGAUGACGAGGCUACUAUUCAGCAAGAUAGCAUCAAACCAGCAGUUCCAAAUCGUGAAGGUAGUUCCACACCGUAACCUAUCAACUGAAACUAAGUCUAAACCUUCUGUUUUGUUCAACAAAGUAGCAGCUAAAAGACGUGAUCCAGACGACCCCCGCCUUGAAGCAGCUUUUGCUGUAAUACAAAAUAUUGGUGAAAAAAAAACAAGGAAAAAUGAAAAAAACGAAUGUACAUUAUACGGAGAAUAUAUGUCGGCAGUCAGCUAGAAAAAUUUGACGAGCAUACCCGUGCUGUUGUAAAGCACGAAUUUGCAAAUAUCCUUUUUCAAGCUGAGAUGGGAAAAUACAAAUUGCAAACAACCUUACAAUCGAGUAACUCUUCAACCCCUAGUGACGUGCCAUCGCCAGAUACUCACUAUGGUAGCCAUCAACAUAAUCAGCAGCAAUUUAAUAUUUGGACUACACCUGUUACAAAAUUGAUUGCUUCAUAUAUUCUUGUAAUUCUUCAAUUAUAGCCAUACACACUUCACGAACAAUACAAUACUAUAGACUGUUUUGAAAUUUUGAAUUUCUAGUUGCCAAAAAAUGCAGUGUAACAGCAAGCCUCUCUUUAUCUGGAAUAGCAC
Messenger RNA from Acanthoscelides obtectus, 750 nucleotides. NCBI's taxonomy places the organism in Eukaryota, Metazoa, Arthropoda, Insecta, Coleoptera, Chrysomelidae. The record is from the annotation of a GenBank genome assembly.